This is a messenger RNA of Acanthocheilonema viteae, 276 nucleotides long. The record is from the annotation of a GenBank genome assembly. Lineage: Eukaryota; Metazoa; Nematoda; Chromadorea; Rhabditida; Onchocercidae.
AUGUUUAGUGAUAGUGAUAAUAAUGAUAAUGAGAGUAGUACUGAUGACGGUUGCAGUUGCGGUGCUACAAUGAUUAUUACAGCUGCUAUAUUUGAUCAUUUCAUCAUUUGCAUUCUAUUAAAUGAUAUACCAUUACCAUAUUUAGUAAAAUAUAAAAAUGAUGAUAAUGUUAGUGAUGACAACGGUGAUGAUGGUGGUGACAAUGAUGAUGAUGAUGGUGAUAAUGAUGAUGAUCACGCGAUGAAUAUUUCACAAAUUUACUCCUCAGAUCUAUGA